AUGAUUGUUCUGAAUGUUGCUUCAAGUGGUAUUGCUUCUUUGUUGUUGCCGGGUGGUAGAACAGCACAUUCCAGAUUUUGCAUUCCAUUGCAAACCGAUGAAACAACUACUUGCAACAUCAAACAAGGUAGUUUAAGGGCAAAUUUACUGAUCUGUACCAAAUUGAUCAUUUGGGAUGAAGCUCCUAUGUUAAAUAAGAAUUGUUUUGAGGCACUUGAUAGGACUUUGCGCGAUAUCAUGAGACUGGAAGAUGAAAGAAACAUGGACAAACCAUUUGGCAGUAAGGUUGUAGUUCUUGGUGGUGACUUUAGACAAAUUCUUCCAGUCAUUCCAAAAGGUGGAAGACAAGACAUUGUUCACCAGAGCUUGCAACAGAAAUUAAAGAAUUUGCUGACUGAAUUCUCAAAAUCGAAGAUGAACAUGAAGACUGAAAAGUUUUUGGAAGAACGAUGUAUAUUGUGUCCUACAUUGGAAUGUGUUGAGAAGGUUAAUUAUUUUAUGCUUGAUUUACUACCAGGAAUACCAAAUCAAAAAAUUAUAUUGAAGGAAGGUGCUCCGAUAAUGCUAUUGAGAACUAUAGAUCAUGCAGCUGGUUUAUGCAUUGGAACGCAACUACUAGUGGCUGAUCUUCGAACAAAUGUUAUAAAGGCCACUGUAAUAACAUGA
Lotus japonicus is the source of this 666-nucleotide messenger RNA. RefSeq lists its product as uncharacterized. Gene Ontology annotation, molecular function: DNA helicase activity. Bases 1 to 666 code for a protein of 221 amino acids. The transcript is spliced from 4 exons. NCBI's taxonomy places the organism in Eukaryota, Viridiplantae, Streptophyta, Magnoliopsida, Fabales, Fabaceae. Gene Ontology annotation, biological process: DNA repair; telomere maintenance. The record is from RefSeq and is a predicted model, not a curated record.